UGUGGGAGAGAUUAUUGCUGGUUUUAAGGAGCUGAGCGCCACUCCCAUCUGCAGAAAGUUGGCGACGUCUCUGAGAAGCCCUUGGUUCUGCCUGGACCUCCGGCAUCAUGGUUUCCCAUUUCACGGGGUCUCUCAGUGUCCUGGCUUCCCUCCUGCUGCUCGGAUUCCAGCUCAUCUGCCCACAGGCCUCCACUGAACAUAGGAAGGUCCCGCAGCGGACGGCGGCGGCCCAGGGCGCCCCCGAGGACGGCGGCGGCGGCGCCCCGGGCGUGUGGGGCGCCUGGGGCCCCUGGUCGGCCUGCUCGCGCAGCUGCAGCGGCGGCGUGAUGGAGCAGACGCGGCCCUGCCUGCCCGGCUCCUACCGCGCGCGCGGCGCCCCGAGGCCCGGCGCCCCCGCGCGCGCCUUCGCGGGCCACGUCGUGUCGGCCGUGCGCACGUCCGUGCCGCUGCACCGGAGCCGCGACGAGCCGCGCGCCCUGGCCGGCCCCGGCGCCGGCCGCCAGACGCCGCCCGUGCUGCGGGGCAGCCGGCACCCGCAGGCCCGGAGCCGCGAACCUGCCGCUGACAGAAGGAGCAAGACCCGAGGUCCCAUCGGCCCCGGCAAGUAUGGCUAUGGUAAGGCUCCGUAUAUCUUACCACUGCAGACGGACACCGCACAUAUGCCACAGAGGCUUCGGAGACAGAAGCCCUCCUCCCGGCAUUCCAGGUCCCAAGGGGAAUCUGCUCCUAGGCUUGACUACAGCCCACCAGCCCACCGGGUCCCCCAACAUGGGCCUUUGUACCAAAGUGACAGUGGCCCCCAUUCUGGACUGCAGGCCUCUGAGGCCUCCAUCUACCAGCUGCCUUUGACCCAUGACCAAGGCUUCCCUGCAGCUUCAAGUCUCUUCCAGAGCCCGGAAACAAGCAACAACCACGGUGUGGGGGCCCGCAGGGCAGCUCAGAGCUUCUCCCAGCCUCCCCGAUCCACAGCAAUCUCGUGCAUUGGGGCCUAUCGGCAGUACAAGCUGUGCAACACCAACGUAUGUCCAGAAAGCAGUAGAAGUAUCCGGGAGGUUCAGUGUGCAUCCUACAACAACAAGCCGUUCAUGGGCCGGUUUUAUGAGUGGGAACCAUUUGCAGAAGUCAAGGGCAAUCGCAAGUGUGAGCUGAACUGCCAGGCAAUGGGCUACCGCUUCUACGUGCGGCAAGCUGAGAAGGUCAUCGAUGGCACCCCCUGCGACCAGAACGGCACGGCCAUCUGUGUGUCUGGGCAGUGCAAGAGCAUUGGCUGUGACGACUACCUAGGCUCCGACAAAGUCGUGGACAAAUGCGGGGUGUGUGGAGGUGACAACACUGGCUGUCAGGUCGUGUCAGGUGUGUUUAAGCAUGCCCUCACCAGCCUGGGCUACCACCGUGUUGUGGAGAUUCCCCAAGGAGCCACAAAAAUCAACAUCACUGAGAUGUACAAGAGCAACAACUAUUUGGCCUUGCGGAGUCGUUCUGGCCGCUCCAUCAUCAAUGGGAACUGGGCAAUCGAUCGUCCUGGAAAAUACGAGGGUGGAGGGACGAUGUUCACCUACAAGCGUCCAAAUGAGAUUUCGAGCACUGCUGGAGAGUCCUUUUUGGCCGAAGGUCCCACCAAUGAGAUCUUGGAUGUCUAUAUGAUACACCAGCAGCCUAACCCAGGAGUCCACUACGAGUACGUCAUCAUGGGGAACAAUGCCAUCAGCCCACAGGUGCUGCCCCACAGGAGACCAGGGGAACCCUUCAAUGGCCAACUGGUGCCCGAAGGGAGGGGCCCGGAAGAGAGAGAGGAGAAGGAGAGGAACGAGGAGAAGGAAGGCUUGCGUGGGAAGGCACCCGAAAUAUUCACCCCCGAGGCGGCGCAGACCUUCCCCGUCAGGCACCCAGAUAGAUUGUCUCCCCACCGACCAGACAACUUGGUGCCACCAGCGCCACACCCGCCACGGCGAAGCCGGGACCACAACUGGAAGCAGCUGGGGACGACAGAAUGCUCCACAACCUGUGGGAAAGGAGCUCAGUACCCUAUUUUUCGCUGCGUGCACAGAAACACUCACGAAGAGGUUCCCGAGAGCUACUGUGACUCGAGCAUGAAGCCGACCCCCGAGGAGGAGCCCUGCAACAUCUUCCCGUGCCCCGCCUUCUGGGACAUCGGGGAGUGGUCCGAGUGCAGUAAGACCUGCGGUCUGGGCAUGCAGCACCGCCAGGUUCUGUGCCGCCAGGUGUAUGCCAACCGCAGCCUGACGGUGCAGCCCUACCGCUGCCAGCACCUGGAGAAGCCCGAGACCACCAGCACCUGCCAGCUCAAGAUCUGCAGCGAGUGGCAGAUCCGGACGGACUGGACCUCGUGCUCGGUGCCCUGUGGAGUGGGACAGAGAACCCGCGACGUGAAGUGUGUGAGCAACAUCGGGGACGUGGUUGACGAUGAGGAAUGCAACAUGAAGCUCCGGCCGAAUGACAUUGAGAACUGCGACAUGGGCCCCUGUGCGAAGAGCUGGUUCCUCACCGAGUGGAGCGAAAGGUGCUCCACGGAGUGUGGGGCCGGAGUGCGGACGCGCUCGGUGGUGUGCAUGACCAACCACGUCAGCAGCCUGCCCCUGGAGGGCUGCGGGAACAACCGGCCGGCGGAGGCCACCCCGUGUGACAACGGGCCCUGCACGGGCAAGGUGGAGUGGUUUGCCGGGAGCUGGAGUCAGUGUUCCAUCGAGUGUGGGAGUGGGACGCAACAGCGGGAGGUGAUUUGUGUCAGGAAGAACGCAGACACCUUUGAAGUGCUAGACCCCUACGAAUGCUCUUUCCUGGAGAAGCCCGCCAGCCAGCAAUCCUGCCACCUCAAGCCCUGCGGAGCCAAAUGGUUUAACACAGAAUGGAGCAUGUGCUCCAAGAGCUGCCAGGGCGGCUUCCGGGUGCGGGAAGUGCGGUGUGUGUCUGAUGACAUGACCCUAAGUAAUCUCUGCAACCUUCAGUUGAAACCAGAAGAGAGGGAAUCUUGUAACCCUCAGGACUGUGUCCCUGAAGUUGAUGAGAACUGCAAGGACAAGUACUACAACUGCAACGUGGUGGUCCAAGCGCGGCUCUGUGUCUACAACUACUACAAGACCGCCUGCUGUGCCUCCUGCACCCGUGUGGCCAACAGGCAUGGGGGCUUCCUGGGGAGCAGAUAACACCCCCGCACCCCCAUCAGAAGGGCAGCAUCACCGUGUGCCUGGCUGGCUGCCGCUCCACCAGGGCCCCCCGGCCCGGGACGCUGCCAGCCAACUUAGUCACCACGCCCGCCUUCGGUGAAGUGCGUGUACCACGUGGUACCAAGGAGCUUUGUGCACAGGAUGUUUGAAAGCCACAGUUGGGCCUUUAAGCAUCGCCAUGUACUCAUGACCCCUCCUUGAGACCUAGCACCUGCUAAUGGUGCUCUCUGUAAACCAGCCGUGCAAAGUGCACGUAGCUCUCAGCCCAACUCCCGUCCCGGCACUUUCUAAGUCAGCAGACGGGCCCCCGACCGAGUGCUGCCUCUAGUCUCUGGCGCUGCUGGGUUUUCCAAAAUCAGCACCCCUUGGAGAGUCUGAGGAGGCAGCACCCCGGUCCCAGCACCCCACUAAGCCUUGCUGAGACACGUGCGUCCCUCUGUUACCUCAGCCCGGCUGUGCCUAUGGUCAUUCUCCAAGACGUUAGACUGUUGUCCUGCCUUAUGACACAGAUAUCUCACGUUAACUUAAUACUUUAUCGUUUAGCAGGUGUAUUCACAGCAUUAGCUCAUUAGUGGCUCACAAUGUCCCAGAAUGGGCGGCGGAUGGUGAAUCUUAUCCCCAUUUUACUGACCAGGAAACUGAGGCCCAACUUAGGUAACUGACCUGCCAGGAAUACUCACCCAUUCAAGGGCAAAGCCGAGUCUGUAACCCAAUCAUCCGACACACAACCUUCUCCCCACGGCACCUCUGCCGGGGCCUGUCCAGAGCCACGAGUGUGGACAAUGCGGCUUCGUCUCUGACCGGGAGGCUGAGCAGUCUCCCAGAAUGCAGACAGAGCCCGCGCCUUUGAGUUCUUUCCUCCGACCGAAAGUCAGGUCUUCAUCCCCAGCGCUUAGCUGUCUCAGACUGUUUCUAUCUUCUCUUCUUGGCAAAGCGAUAGAUGCUAGUUGCAGGACUCUGCAGGUUUUGUUAAACUCCAUCCUUAACAGAACUGCCCCAUGAGAGAAGAAAGUCACUGGGGAAGCCAGGCGAUUGCCUGAUGCGGAUUCCAUUCCAAGUGCUGUUCCUCCGUGAAAUCAUAGCCGGGGUCCCUCUGGCCACAGAGCCUGUCCUGUGGCAGAGCAGACGCCUGCUGCACACGGCUCUGCGCUCGGGCUCUGGCCCUCCCUCGGCUGGCUCUCCUGCUCUUCCCCAAGCCCAGGGGGAAGUCCAGCCAGUCUGUCCUGGCAAAGACCCUAUGUCGUAUUAGAAAGAAUCUCCCUUUGGUCUUUCUGGUUGCAAUCAUGGAUUUCUCUCUCUGUCCUCCCCGACACAGCCCUCACCCGUACCCCAGCCCAGGCCUGAGCACCGAGAGCUGCAUUAGUGCUGCUGGCUGGAAGAAGGGGCUGUGGACCCCUCCCCAUCUUGCCCAGUUCACUGCACCCAACCCUACAGUUCCAGGGGCCGCAGGCCUGCAGGGGGGAUGCAGUGCCUAUCGAUUGCCAGGGGGACCAUCCAGCUGAGAGGAAGGUAUAUAUCUCAUCCAUUAAGAAAAAUAUCAAGCUAAACAAAUCGUAAAUUUAUAGAAAAUUUCUCUUAUUUAUGGUCCUGGGCAUAAAGCAAGUGUGGAUUCUUAGCAACUAAAUUUCUCCCAUUAGCUCUUUGACUUGGAAAUCUACCCAUUUGAUGAUCAUUUGCAGCUUUCGGAAGCCACAUCACAGGCCCAGUCGGACCCACUCCGUUAGGUUUCCGCUAACAUUGGGCUUUCAGAAAUUGUGUGGCCUUUCUGUGGGCGCCCGCCCAGCCUCUGUCCCUGGAGAGCCCCAGGCCCCUCUCGCCCGCCCAGCUCUCACGGGACUCCCACAGGUAAGAGCCCGGCCGAGGCUCGGACUCCCGGGCUGGCCAGGCAGGAGGAGACCAGAGAGCCGGGCACACUGGUGGGUGCUGCUCAUCGCCCGAUUCUCUCCCUUGCUGCUUGUCACUUGUCACAAGGGGAGUGCCGCUGCCAUGGGAUCUUGCUGAGCUGGCCAAACAUUGGAGGGAACACUUGGAGAGGGCUUCUUUUCACGCUGGAAGGCAGGACGAGAUCCAUGGGUGGAAGAGAAAGGCUGAUUUUAGCCCAGGGUAGGGGAACAUGUUCUAGGUGCCCAGCAGGCCUGGGCCGCCACACACCAGGGAACUCGGUGUCCUUAACGAGAUGUCUCUGUCGAGUGGGAGGUAACAUCCCGGCCCUUCCACCGCAGGACUCCUCAUGACUGGGCCGGGUCAGUGAUGGCUUUGAAUCUUUAAUGUCUAAAGUGUCCUGUGGCUCCUGGAUGUCACCUAACAGUUCUUUAAAAGGACAACGACACUCCCAGCCUGCCCAUUGUGCAGUUGGGUAGCAGCAAUGGAUCAACCCCGUGUCUUCGGGGGAAAAUUACCUGAACCAGAGGUCUCUUUUUUUCUUCCAACAAACAGUUGAGCAUCCUUGAUCUCUGGAAAGGUUAUUGAUUACUAGAACAGGGGUUUUAUCAACUUAUUUGUCUUAGUGACCCAAUUAUUUGCUAAUUUCCUAGUGUGUUAUUUCAGCAGAAUGCCUUUCUCCCUAGCACAGCGCAAUCAGGGCUUUGGGUGUUUCCAGCGAUAACUUUCCUGGCGAGGGAGGCUGAGAAAAGCCCACCUUCCGGUGGCCCUGUCCCUCCAGAUACGUCUCUGUCUCCCUCCAGCUCCCAUUCUCCCACCUGCCAUCUCCUUCCUGGGCCUCUCACGUGCCCACAGGUGGAACUGAAAUCGACAUUUGAACGCCGCUUUUGCCCCCUUUUACUGGCUUGCCUCACUCCCUGCACUGAAUUUUAAAAACAGGUAAAUUAAAGCUGUUAUGUGUUUUUCUCACAAAAAUCAAAGAUCCUAACAAAAAUAGUUUGCUUUUUUACUUACUGGAGAAGGAAAUCGUGCCUCUUGCAGUCUCAACAAGGGCCAUUUAAAAAACAAAAGAACCCUGGAAAACGGCCCCUACAGGGAGCCAGUUCAGUGUGAGGAAGGCUUGCUCCGUGCCCUCUCCCUGCACGGGGACCCCGAGAUGACCAGGGCAGCCUGACCCACCCUCGGGGAGCUGCAGGGUGACAGACGCUCUCAGAACUGCCCCCAUCUGUCCCUCUGCCUAACCCCUCUGGCCCAGGUUCUUUGGGGUUUGCUUUUCCUUCAAUUCCUUAUCUGUCAUCUACUUAUUCUCAAGGUGUUUAGCUUUCCACACUCUUCCCUUAAAAACAGUGGCCUUACAAAGGGAUUCUAAAACAUGAGAGACACCAGCUUAAUGAAUUUUCAUCAAGUUUGCGGCAGAGACAGCAAUCCAGGUAUUACUAGCACCUUUCUAAACCACCGUCUUUUUUUCUCGUUAAUGGAGCCGUUUUAGAGUUGGAAUAUCAAUUUUCUAAUGAGGAAGAAGACAUAAAUGUGAGGCGUCAAAAGAAACAUGACUUCCCUUAAGAUAGGCUGAAUAAUCUACGUCAGCCUGGCAGGUGACCAACAUUUGAUCUUUGUCACAUAAAGCAUAUUUAAUGUGGCUUGGACGGGAAAACAGAUGCCGCACCAGUAAAACUGGUGGAUGCUGUGGAGUCAGGGGAGCUUAUGGCCUGGUGACAGGCUCUGGAUGGAGAAAGGUCAAGGAGACUAGAAUAAAAUCUGGACCUUAGAAAUUCACCAGGAAGCAACAUGAAAUCCUACCCUUGAACUAAGAAGAAAAACUGUACAAGUUGAGGGAGAUGUAAGAAUUACAGGUGGCUAAGCUCAAUGUGAGUCCAAAAAUAGGAUGGAACCACCAACAAACAAACAAAACCCACAAACAUUUAGGCCACGUAAGGAUUAAACAUUGGGGAGAGUCCCACCACAUUUUGUUUGUGAUUGUCGGAACCACGCUUUAAGCAUAUCGGUCAUGUGUAACACUCCGAUGAGAGUGCCCAGCCCUGGUGGAGGGUGUGGACUGCUAGAAACAGUGGGAAGACCUUCCUGAGAAUGGCAGCCUGGCGAUGAGCCGUGGGGCACUAUGGCAGCUGUGCCAGGACCCGGAGGGGGAAGCUACAGGGAGGCAGAUUUCAGCUCCUGCAGAAGAACCAACUUUCUACAAGUUGGAGCCUUCUGAAGGUAGAGGGACUCUGUGCCAGGCAGUGACGGACCCGUCACUGCAGGUGGCAGCAGAGACUGAAUGGCCAUUUGUCAGGGGUGCUGGGAGGAGAUUCCAGCAUCUGUUUAGGGUCCUUUCCAACGCGUGGCUUUCCUGAUUCUGCAAGUAGAAGAGCUGAACGUGAUUCAUCUGGUCUGGCGCAAGUACACAGUACAAACUUCCCAUUUCUGACUUUUGCCACCGUGUCAGCCAUGGUGAACCCAUUGCUGUACCCUCUCCUGAGCCGAAUGUGGCCUCAUCUCUCCGAGACCCACUAGUGACUUGGUCAGAGCUGCCCUGGCUGGUCCUGCUUUGAGUAAUCAAACGGGGACAUUGAGUCGCCCGCCCAGAGUCUUGCACCACGAAGGAGACAGAGCUUCGACAGCCUAGGACCCCUUUAAGUACCCUCUCUCUCUCAGCUCAUCUUGCUGCCCCCAACCUUCCCUGGAACCAAAUGAUUCUCUCCACCCUGAACCAUCCCCUAUUCCUGGUCCUAUUCAGUGGGUGACCAUGGGAGAUGUCCAUAGCGCUGAGGAAAAGUGACCACAAGAGGGUGGAAACUUCCAGCCACCUUUCUCAGCAGCUCCAGAUGCUGAGCCCUCAGCCUCGGUGGGAGGGACGCCCCCCCCCAGCACCAACUACUCCCACCUGCCCUGGCCCCUCCCCCAUUCAGCCGACAGAAGGAUAUACUUUGUUAUAACUUAUUAUGUUGUUCUUUGUAAAUACAAGAUGUUUAUAGGAAAUAUGUAUUCUGAACUCUAUCUGCAGAAUGAGUCACAACACCAAAAUAGUUCUAUUAUUUAGAAUGUGUUAAUUUUAAAGGGAUCUAAUAGGUAUUUAUUUACAUAUGCGAUCCACAUUUGUAUAAAAUUAUUUGAUCAUACUAAUCCAGCUUCCCGAAACGUCACCGCACGGUAACGUCACAUUAACUAAGUCCAUAGCUGCGAUUGUGUAGUACGUACUGCUUAGCCCAACUCCGUGGUGUUUAAGAUGGAAUAGAAAUUCCUCUGCUUUUUGACUCAUUCGGGGGCUUUCACCCCCGGCAUCGUACCUGAACCGGAUUGCCACUUUUCCAUCUUAAAUAUUACAUUUCCUCAUGUAAUCUGCCUUCUCCUCAUCCCCAAACAUUUGGAGAUGGGAAUUUGAGGGUCUUCUUUAUCCCUUGUCUUUGGAACGGCCAGCACCGACUGCUCAGGAGGUGUGGUUAGAGCUGGGGACACGGCAGUGUGCCUGGAGGGGUUAGGGAGGGGCUUCCAGGGAUGUGGUGGCUUUCACCAUUCUGAUUCCUCCACGGUCCCCACUGGGGACUGUUGGGGCAGGGGCCCGGGUUGGCCUGUGAACUGCACAGCCAGGAGCAAGGAUCCCACUAAAUGCUCCGUCAACUCCAUGUCACCCUCAUAGUGUUAAAUUAUUAUGUAAGCAGGUGAAGGGUAGAAGGUGAAUCAUAUGAGUGAAUACAGUCUGUUUUCUCUUCAGCAAAAAUGACAACUAUUUUUGUGUGUGACUAAUUUAUUUUUAUUAUUGUAAAAAAUACAAUAAAGCGGUUGAACUAUC
Molecule: messenger RNA, 8856 nt
Organism: Lemur catta (Ring-tailed lemur)
Lineage: Eukaryota; Metazoa; Chordata; Mammalia; Primates; Lemuridae
Gene: THSD4
Product: thrombospondin type 1 domain containing 4
Exons: 18
Coding region: 108-3164 (1018 amino acids)
Biological process (GO): extracellular matrix organization
Cellular component (GO): extracellular matrix
Molecular function (GO): metalloendopeptidase activity
Source: RefSeq, a predicted model, not a curated record